AUGGGAAAAAAUACCCUCAGACAGUCCAACUGCUUUGUACAGUCUUCUCAAUUCCUACUGGCCAGACUUGAAUACGGUGAUGGAGUUACGCUGAGGGCUUCGAAUAGCCUCUUCCCCAUUCCUCUAAACCCACAGACUAGCCGCCCCUCCCCUCUUCAGCGCCCUAGUUACGCACAAAUGUGCACUUUUGCUCUGGCCACUCCAAUACUGCCCAAAUGCAUCAACGACUCCUCUCUCAUCAGACAUCUGGCCUCGCUGAAUCCGUUUACGUCUCGUGUCCGACUUCCUUUCAUCUUGAUCCCUAGUCGCCCGACUGGGAUUCCAAGAAUGUGCCGAUUAGUCACUCUAAAUCUAGUCCCACUUCAGACCACCCCUUUCAACUGA
This is a messenger RNA of Protopolystoma xenopodis, 384 nucleotides long. The record is from the annotation of a GenBank genome assembly. Lineage: Eukaryota; Metazoa; Platyhelminthes; Monogenea; Polystomatidea; Polystomatidae.